This is a messenger RNA of Botrytis byssoidea, 7824 nucleotides long. RefSeq lists its product as uncharacterized. NCBI's taxonomy places the organism in Eukaryota, Fungi, Ascomycota, Leotiomycetes, Helotiales, Sclerotiniaceae. Bases 1 to 7824 code for a protein of 2607 amino acids. The record is from RefSeq and is a predicted model, not a curated record. Gene Ontology annotation, molecular function: protein binding. The transcript is spliced from 15 exons.
AUGGGAAGAAAGGAUCAAGAGAACAAUAAGAAGGACGUUCAAUUCGUUCAUCACGUAGAGGAUUCUGCAUCUUCUGUUGCUUGUGAAGAGACAACUCAGUGGGCGAAACCUUUAGUAUUGGAUACAUCAAAUCCUAAAAUUGCCAGAUAUUAUGAGGGGAAGACAGACGACGAAGAUGACGAGGAGGGUGAGGGUAAUGAUAAUGAUAAUGAGAAUCAAGAUAAAUUAGAGGGAAUACCAGAAGAGCCAAUAGAAACGAAAGAAACAAGCGAUACCCCGCUGUCUGAAAGUGAGGAUGGAGAUCCACCUUCACAGGAGGAAGACAUCUCCAAGGAGAAAGGGAAUGAAGAUAUACAUGACUUAGAAGAACAACCGCUGUCUCCCGAAAGCGACAAGCCCCUAUCGACGACAGGUGAAUUGACUGACUCGAAAUUGAUAGAGUCGACCGCGACUUCGGAAGAAAGUCUAGCGAAUGAUAGUACAGAAGCAGUGCCGGAGCCAGGAUCGAAUCAUAGUUUAGAAAAUCCAUCCGAUCCUACUCCAAAUACAUCAGAUGACAUCCCUCCUUCCGUUCCAGACGCUCCACCACCAGAAGACAUACGGGACGACAGAUAUGCACUUAGUAAAAUAGAAUCACAUCAAUCGCAUCCGUCAAACCACACAGUUCGUUUCGCCGACGAUAUAGCAUCAACAAGUUCCAGAUCAAGAGAGAAGAAGAGCAAGAGAAGCAGUAAGGAUAGAAAGCCAUCUGUGCCCGAAGUUCCACGCAAACCCGAGUCUCUAUUGAGUAAGAGGAUCAAAAGGAGCAGGGAAAGCUCACGGUCUACUGAAGAUGGACUACGAGUACCACCAGAAGUUCCCGACCCGCCCCAGCGGAAACAUGCUGAGCUCGAAAAACAUUCGAGGGGGGAGAAAAGGAAGGCAAAGGACAGGAAAGAGAAAGGCGACGCUAAGAAAAGUAGGAGCAAAGGAAGGGAUGCUUCUAAAAUGGCAUUAGUCCCAAUUCUGAAACCCUCGGAAACGGCAACACAUAGUGAUGAGUUCAUACCAGCUGAAAAUAAUGGUGAUGAAGCAGUCCAGGAGCCACAGACAAUUCCAGAUGUUGUUCAGCCAGUAUCAGAUCCAGACCCCCCACCUCUACCAGAAGACAACCCAAGUGAGAAUAUAGAGGCUGAAGAAAUAUCACCAGUACAAGAGAACUUACCAACACAGCCUGAAGAACAUACAGAUACCGAGGAGACACCAAUCAGUGACGCACCAGCUUCAGAUGACAUAAAGGAGGAAGAAGAGAACGUUGCGAGCAUGCAGAACGAUCAGGCCGUCUCCGAGGAACAUGUAGUUACAGGUGAGGGAUCCACAACUGAUGUGCCAAUAGCAGAAGAUUCACAGAUGGGAACUGGAGAUAUUCCGAGCACAGAAGACACUCCCGCUGCCAUCGAGAAAUCUCAUGUUGAUGAUGAAGUUCCUGUUACAAACGAAACGGUUGAAGUUGAGGAUGAUAAGCCCACUGCUGCAAAUGGGACAGAGGUUAAUACGGAAGAGCCCGACAAUAAGGUUGUUUCGGAAGCUACAGUGGAAAGUCCUAUCAAUGAAGAGGAGAACCCUUUACCGGAUGAACAUGAUUCACAAGAUCCUGAAGUAGCUGAAAAGAGUUCGAGCAGCGAGGAAUUUUCAGCUGGUGCCGAGGCGAUGUCAGCCCGUGUGGAAGAGGCCUCAGAACCUGUCGAAUCCACACCAAUAACUGCCACCGGCGAAGAGAUUACAAGCUCCCUAGAGACAACUACAACAAUCGAUGAGCCUCAACCGGAGGUUGAUACUCACUCUAGUGACGAACCGGCUGUACUGGAAGAAAGUACACAUAAUGAUGAGGAAGUACCACCUCCUGCCGAGGAUGUAUCCGGGAAAAAUGUUGAAUCAGACCCCCAAGUCGAACUUGCUGCGAACGAGGAACCAAUCGAGGAAAAGUCUUCUGAAGAGCCCGAUCCUGAAGAAGUCUCCGAUACAACCGAGCCAGUAUCCCUACCUGUCCAGGAGCCAGUAACGAUCGAAAGUAACGUUCAAGACGAGGGGAAGGAAGAAUUGAAUGACGUCAAUCAUGAGACUUUGGAGACUCCAGAAGAAGUUGUUCCAGACCAAACAGGCACAGAAUAUUCAACAGAUGAGCCCAUUCAACCAACCGAAGCCGAAACGCCUAGUCCCGAAGAAGCUGGACCCGAAACUGAUGACACUCCGGAAGAGGCAAAUAAUCAUACCGAUGAAGAAUCUAAGCCAAAUAAACCUUCUCCUCAGCCAAGCGAGGACAAUCCGACGGAGACAGGGCCUGACAAUGUCGAUACUGAUAUUCUGACCCCCGAGAAUCUGACUGGGACUACCGAGACUAAUGAUCUGGCAGAUCACGUGGAAGACUCUAAUGUUGAGGAUGAUGUCAUUCAGGAAUUAGUACAAUCAAGCGACUCCGAUGUCAGUCCAGCCGCCGAAGAAAAGGUUGCUGGAGACUCUACCGAAGACAGUCCUGGAAUCAGCCUAGAUACAGAAAGCGUUGAGCCCGGCGAUGAGGUCCUAGAUAUUCCAGCUACAAUCGAAAAUUCACCCCAGAGCCAAGAAGAUACCCUCGUUAACCCCGAAGCUCUGGAAUCUGAUGCAAAAGUCGAAGAAUUGCCAAUCGAGAGCGAAAGUGUUCAACAAACUUUAGUAAAAGACGAAACUUCGAACGAGAGUCAUCUAGAUGAUUCGCAAGCCAUAAUCGAGGGAGAUUCAACGCCAGAAACGUCUGUAGAAGAGGAAGCUUCGGACAAGAGUAAUCUAGAUGAGUCACAAGCCAUAACCAAGGAGCAUUCGACGCCGGAAACGUCCGUGGGAGUUGAAGAGAUUUCUACCGAUACGGGAGAAAGCAAUGAGAGUCCAGAGAAUGAAGAAACACCAAUGACAAUCGAUCAAAUCUCCAACGAAGCAGAAAGUGCUCCAGAAUUUCCGGAAUCUGAAGAAAGUCCAUUGGAGAUAGAGGAAUGUCAAGAACCACAAGCGAAUGACGAUACAGUAACGCAGUUCGAGAACGACACUGUACCGGCAAUGGUUCAAGAUGACUUGGAGCCGGAAAAUGUCUCAUCUGGAGAUGUUGAAGAUGUUCAUGAUUUCUCUGAAGAUGCUCAUGAAUCCUCCGAAGAUGACGAGAUAGCAGACUUACUCAUGCCUGAACAAGAUCCCGUAGUGAUUGAGGAGACAUCCAACCAUCCAGAAAACGUGCCGACAGAAGAUGCUUUAGACAAGACGGAAGCGAUCCAAGAAUCUCCAGAAGCCGGCCCAGUGCCUGAGGUUAGCAAUGAAACCAUUCCUGUUAAUACCGAAAAUACUUUGGAACAGCCAAACGAGGAAUCACAAGUCGAAUCUGGAGAGGAACAGCUUUUCAAUGAAACUCAAGAAUCGCCGGCUAGCAAUGAACAGCAAAUAGAAAUCCAUCAAGAUCCUCAAGAUUCGAAUGAAAGUCUCGUACAAACAACUCCAGAUAACAUCAACCCCGAGCCAAUUGAAGAACCUAAAACCGAGCUGCCUUCUACCGAGCACGGUGUUGAAAUCGAGGCGAAAGAGUUAAAGGAGUCCGACCCAAUCGAAUCGGAAAACGAGGCAUCAAGUUGGGAUGGCGAUUCCAAUGAUGAAGACUCGGAAUCUGAUAACGAACACGAGGACGAAAAGUCAUCUGCUACCGAAGAAAACGGCCAUGAAACGGCAGGAAGUGAGGAGAAACAUUUGCCUGAGAGGGGAGAAAUAAAUGCUCCGGUUCCUACCAACGAAUCAGCUGAAGUUCCUGAUCCUUCCUUGGAUAAUGCACACAGAUCAUUGGAUAAAGAGGAUGAUGUAGUUCAAGUUGGUGAAACAGCCAUUAUCGAUAAUACCAAUAAUUCUAUCCCUGGAGAGGAACUUGUCGAGAGCAUCCCGGAAUCUGUAGAGGAGGAUAAUCAGCCAGCUGUAACAGCUACCGUUGAAGACCCCGAUACUCCUGUUCACGAGGAAGAGCCUAACGAAGACCCGCAGGUAUCCGUUGCGGACAACCUUUCCGAAACGGUGGCUGAGAAGGAUGCUAUUCAGCCAGGCGAGAAUAUCGAUAUUGAAGGAGUUCACGAAUCCGAAAAAGAAGGCAUCGAAAAUACAGAAGCCCCUGCUAUAGAAAGUCUUCCCGAAUCAACCAGUGACGGAGAGAAACAUAUAGAGACCUCGGAAACCGACCAAUCCCCGGAAAUUGAGAAUUAUACCCAAGAGUUAGAGGAAGACCCAGAAACACUCGUUAUCGAAGGUGAUAAUCCCGAGGCAAUCCUCGAGGAAGAAGGACCAGUGCAUUCAGAAGAAGCAAUUUAUGACGAGGAGACCGAAAUUACAGUGCCCGAGGACGAAUCUGCCCAGAGCCCGGAUGCCCCUGCCAUGGAAUCUUCCGAGCCAGCCCGCGAGGAACUCUCAGUUGAGACCACGGAAGAUGCCCCCCAAGAGCCUGAAAGUCCAGUUCCUGAGCAAGGGGUAAUUGAGGAGCCAAAAAUUUCUAAAGAUACAGAAAAUGAGCCCGAACCAGUUGUCGAGGGCAAAGAACCGGUUCAGGCCGAAAAAACCGUUUCGGAUGAAGAUCCCAACCCUCCAGUCCAUGAAGAACAACCAGUUGAAGCGCAUGAAUCUCCUGCAGCCCUGGAUGAUGAAAUUAAUGAUGAUAUCAAUGGUGGUGUUGCUGCAAUCACAGAAAACGAGACUCAGACAGUCGAUGACACCCAACCGCCCGCGGAUGAGAAUAAGGAGGUUAUUGAGAAUAUGGAAGCUCCCGUCGAAACAGAAUCUGUUCCCAUCAAUGCUACACCUGUUGAGACUGUGGCAGAUGAAGAGCCAUCAGUGGAAGCGCCCGAGGAAGAGAGAGCUCUAGAAAACGAUGCUGAUUCCGAGUCAACACAACUGGAUACUAUUCCAAUCGAGGAGCCUUUGACUGAAGAUCUUUCUACCGAAGAGCCCCUUGCCGAAAAUCCACUUAUCGAAGAGCCCGCUGCUGAAAUUCCUCAUACUGAAGAACCUGCUACCGAUCCAAUCCAUGAAAGUCCACCUGAACCAGAGCUUGAGCCCACACCAACCGAGCCUGUUCCCGCUCCAGCUGAGGAAUCAGCUCAUUCAGAAUCUCCUAUAGAACCAGAAGCCACCAACGAUUCUCCUUCAGAGCCUGUGGCUGUAGAAGAAAUUGCCCCUGAACCCGCCCCGGUUGAUACUUCUGAGGAACCAGUGAUUGAAAGCAAUCCCGAGCCAGAGAGCGUUAAGACAGAAGGUCCUAUUGAGCCCAGCCCAAUCAUGACAACCCCCCAAACACCUACCACACCCAUUGAAAAUUUGGAGGAUGGAGAACAAGCGCUACCUGACCCUGAACCUACGCAAGUUGAUGUUGUUGAACCAACCGAGGAAGUUCAGGUUGAGGAACAACCUGAGAUUGUUGACACAAUAGAGGAAGAUCCGGCAGCUCAAGAGGUAGUCGUUGAGCAAGCUGAAGAGGCUGUGGCUCAAGAGCCAAUCGAAGAAGUAGCUGUUGAGGAAGCUGAAGAGGCUGUAGCUCAAGAACCAAUUGAAGAAGUAGUUGUUGGGCAGGCUGAAGAAGCCGUGGUCCAAGAAAUUUCUGGAGAGCCAGUUACAGACCAACCUCCCGGUGAUGCCACUAGCGAGGCGCCAAUACUCGAUUCAUCUGAAGUUGAAACUGCCAAAGAACCAGUUAUCUCGGAACCAACCGUUGAAAUAUCGAUUGAAGAACCCGUCGUUGAAAGUGUCCAGGAAUCGCUAGUGGAAGCAUCCAGCGAACCAGAUCUCGAAGAAACUGUCGAAAAAGCCAGCUUUACACUGCCGGACGAAGAGCCCGUCGCCCCAGUGGCUGAACAGGCGAUUGAUGAGACAACUUUUGUGGAAGCAAUACCUUUAGAAGACCCAGUGAUAGAGAGCGCUGUUGUGGAACAAACUACGGAAACCAAAGAGGCACCUGAGGAAUCUGUCCAAGAUCUAUCAUCUGACCCGCCUGCGGUCCCAAUAGUAGAAGUCCCCGAGGCUGAAGAAAUCCUACAGGAAGUCGUUGAGGAGCCCCCUGCUCCCUCAGAUCCUAUACAAGAGCAAAGCGAGUCUCCAAAGGAGGACAAGCCGAAGGAAGUCGAAGACUUUGAGGCUGUUGCCCUUGCUGGACUAGCAGGUGCAGCCGCAGGUACAGCGGCAGCCAAGGCCUUGGAUGAUAAGGAAAAUAACGCUCCAAUAGCUGAUCAGGCUUUGAUAAAUGAGUCGGAACGCAUUGAAAAUCGCGAGGAUAAAGGAGCUGAGUCUCCCUCAAAAUCGGACAAAUCGGAAAAAGACAGACGCAGACAUAGGAGCUCGAGGCAUCAUUCAUUCAGUAACCACAACUCAACCAAAUAUGGUGAAUAUCCACCUUCCAGCAGACCAGAAGAACAACCAAGACGCCGAAGACAUUCCCACAGCCAUAGAACUAGUGGCGCAACUAGUGAUAGGGAAGAUGAUAAAGAGAAUUAUCGUAGUCACAGAUCGAGUCAAAAGGAAGAGGAUAGAGAGCGACCAGAACGUUCUCAUCGCCGACGAUCUAGCCACAGGGAAGACGAGCCCGAGCGUUCUUAUCGACGUAGGUCUGGCCGUAAAGAAGAAAAGGAAGACAGAGAGGAGCCAGCCCGUGAUAUUUCUCCAGCAAAACAAUCUCCAGAUCGUCGAGAUAGUGCUAUUGAGGGCGUUGACGAUGAACGUGAACGUCGCCGACGCCAUCGUAGAGACCGCAACCGAGGGGAGCAAGAAGAACACGACAGGAAAAGGGAGGAACGCCGAGCAGCUAAAAGAGAGGCAGCAAUCAAGGCCGAAGAAGCCUUCAGAGCAGAAGAAGCCCGAAAGGCUGAGGAAGAAGCACGAAAAGCCGAGGAGGCACUGCAGAAGAGAAAAACCGAGCCAGUUCCAUCAUCCACCGUUCCAAAGCGAUCAAGAUCACGAAGAGAAAGUAUUUCAAAGUCAUACUCAGCCACCCCCCAUGAAAGCGACGGCAUUCGAUCCCGACUUCUAAGUUUCAAGAAGCGCGUCCAAAGCGAAGUUACCAGUCCAUUCAUAGCAAAUGACGAGCCACAUAUCAAAGAAAAGCUUACCCCCGUCACACGCUCCAGAAGAGAUUCCAUCGUUGAUGAGCCGGGUCCACCUCAGUUCGACGUUACACCAGAACGUCCAAAGAUGAGUUCUAAUACCAGAAAAUCAUCUCGGUCACAUCCACAUCAUUCUCACUCAUCGUCUCGCAGAGAGUCUGAACGAACUCAUAGUUCUAGGAAAGAGCCAAGUCGACGAGAUUCUACCAGGGAGAAGUACAAGACGGAAGAGGAGAAGGAGGCAAGAAGAGCUCGCAGGGAGAUGAAAAGACAAGAGAAGCUUGCCAAGGAAGAGGCGGAAGCAGAAAAUAAACUUCAAAGGGAGAAGGACGACGAGUUGAGGCGUCAACAUCGGGAGGAGAGACGAAGAAGGCGAGAAGAAAGAGAUAUUGAAGAACGCGAGGCCAAGGAGCGAGAAGUCAGGAAUCGAGAACUGGAGGAGAAAAGUGACAAAUCGCUGGAACCAUUUCCUGAAAACGAUGUCGAAAACGGAGAAUCGAAACCUAGCUCGAGGCCAGCUACUCGGGAAAGACGACCGACGAGACACCAUUCGAAUUCUCAUAGUUCACGAGGCUCUCGUCCAGAGAUACCCACAUCCCGAGGUUCUCGUACAUCGGAAAAGCCAGCGGAAAAGCCAAAGAAUGCAUUCAAGAGCUUUAUGACACUGGGGAAAAAGGUCUUUGCUUCGGAAAAGCAUUGA